Aspergillus wentii DTO 134E9 is the source of this 1412-nucleotide messenger RNA. RefSeq lists its product as uncharacterized. NCBI's taxonomy places the organism in Eukaryota, Fungi, Ascomycota, Eurotiomycetes, Eurotiales, Aspergillaceae. The record is from RefSeq and is a predicted model, not a curated record. The transcript is spliced from 3 exons. Bases 339 to 1289 code for a protein of 316 amino acids.
CAAAAUUGCAGAAUAGUUUUGGUCAACACAGUUGCGCGGCUGGUGAAAUGUGGCCGGCUUGCUGCGCGCAAAUGGAGAUCGAAGCUAUCACUCCCAUGAGCUUCACCUGUCAUUCUUCCUCUCAUUCAGCACGGAAGGUCACUCUUUUCCCUUCUACAACACUUUCCUCUCCUGUAAUUUGUACUUUUACUUUUAUUUCUUUCCUUGAUCCUGUGUCUCUUUUACCCUGUGUCCCCUGUGCUAUAUCCAUCCUGUCACUCUUAGAUGGGUUUGUUUGCAUGAAAACAGACAGCCCUCUUUCUUUUAUAUGAGCCUUUCAAUUCUCCCAAGCAAAAGCAAUGGACACCCCCCAGGCUCAGGUUUCUGGCCUAGAGAGCGCACCCAUACCCGCGCCCAACCCUGGAAAUACCCAGAAUACUCAAGAUGUUCAGAACACCCAGAACACAACCACAGCCCCUGAUGUUAACAUGAGUGAGGCUGGGAGCCAGAGCGCUGUGAAUGAAAGCCAGACAGAACCAGGCCAGGAUAUCACCAUACCAGACGCCCAUCCAGCAGAGCCAGAAAACUCAAAGCCAGCAGAGCCACCAACGCCCGCGAAGAGAAACCCUGGACUUAGAUUCCUUGACUACCUCACAUCACCCAUUGUCGAGCUUAUCGUUGGCCAAGGAGAGCAUGAAACUGUUCUAACUGCCCACCAGAGCUUGCUCUUAGAAUCGCCUUUGCUCGCAGAAUCUGUCGCAGCGUUUAAUGAAUCAGGACCUCGACGCAUUCAACUUCCCGAAGAGAACGUCGAAGCAUUUGGAUGCUUCCUCCAAUUCCAAUAUACCCGUGACUACUCCUCUGUACAAACAAAGGCUUCUGGUCAAGAUACAGAUGCUGUUGGAGAGAUAGAUGAUUCUGGAGAACAAUUGCUUAAGCACGCGCGAGUUUACACGCUUGCAGAGAAGCUGGGGAUGCCCGCACUGAAGACCCUGGCUCACUCUAAGAUUCAUCGCAUUAACAGUACUUCUCGUGGCGAAAUUGCGUACGCCCGCUACGUCUACACAAACACACCUUCUGACGACAUCACGAUUCGGAAGCCUGUCGCGUCCUUUUGGGCGCAACGAAGCCAUGUUCUGCGACAUGAAGCUGACGAAGACUUCAAGAAAUUAUGUAUUGAAGUCCCUGAAUUUUCCUGGGAUGUGCUCACCCUUGUUCUCGACUGGAAAGAAAAGCGUUCCCAAGACAGGGCAGAGGCAGAGUCCGGCGCCAAGGGAAGCUCCCGGAAACGACUUAGAAGUGGACUGUAGUCAAGUUUUCCUUGUAUGUAUAAUUGAUGUGAAUUAAUAGAACACGUCAGCUGGACUUAUAUGGGCCACUGCAAGAUUCAUGUAAUUCUAUCCUUGAUAAGAAAGAAAUAAUGUUACUCUUUC